AUGAAGCAGAGGUAUACUUUUCUCGACAUCAGAGCAACGGUUAAUGAGCUGAGGCCCAGGCUGAAGGAGAAGUUUAUUCAGAAUUUCUACACAACAUCACAGAGAAUCAUUUACAUAAAGUUUAGCAACAAGGACAUUCUUCUUGUUGAGCCCGGGGUUAGGAUCCACCUGACGCAGGAGUACGACACGGACAUCUCCCAUUUCUGCAAGAUUCUGCGUAGGAAGGCCCGGAGAGACAAAGUCGUUGACAUAUAUCAAUGCGGGUUUGACCGUGUUGUUGUCUUGGAGCUCGGAAGACAGAAGAUUGUGUUUGAGUUCUUUUCUGGAGGAAAUAUCCUGAUCGUAGAAGACGGGAAGAUAGCAGAAGUAUUCCGAGUUGUAAGAAAUCUGGAUAUCGUCAAAGGAUCCGAGUAUGUGUUCAAUAGAGUUGACUUUGACUUUAGCGUUGAUGCCUUCAUUAAGAACGAUCUAAAGGACUUUCUUCCUCUGGACGAGCUUCUGGUCAAGGAAGUCUUGAAUGAGCUGAGCUCCAGAAUCAAGACCGAUGUCAUGGACAUGAAAAAGUCUGCAGAGAAUGGGAUUCCAAUUAAGCAGGAUACCCGGAAUGCGUUUGAGGAGUUCAUGAAGGGGUUUAGAACAAGGAUAGAGGAGAUUCAGGGAUAUGGAGGGGUUAUUAUGGAAAAAGGCAAGCCGUCGAGCCUGGUUCCCUUUAAGACUGCGGGGGCAAGGGACUUUGAAACAUUUAACGAGGCCGCAGAGUUUUACUUCCAGAGCAGAAAGAAGUUUGGAAAGAACGAUAGGGAGUCGAAGGUGGAUAAGGUUAGGAAAAGGCAGGAGGAGUAUGUAAAAGAAAUGGAGCAGCAAGGGGAGUUGCUGAGGAGAAAGGCAGAGCUGUUGGAAAGAAACUCGAAGCUUGUCAACAGGAUACUGGAUAUUUUCAAGGUUGUUAAAAAGAAUAGAAUAAAGUGGACCGACUUUGAGAAGUUCUGGGGGCAGGAGAACAAGAAGGGAAAUGAAGUCUCGAAGGCCAUUGUAAAGACAGACUUUAUGGCUCAUAAAUGCUGGAUAGUUUUAGAAGGCGAGGAGAUAGAGAUUGAUUUUGACAGCUCUCUGUUUAGUAACAUAAGCGGGCUUUAUCAGAAGAGUAAGAAGCUUGAAGAGAAGAUUAGAAGGACCAGGGACAGCCUCGAGGAGGUGCUGAAAAGGAUAGCGCCGAAGAUUGAAAGUAAGAAGAUUACAAGGGCCCCAUACUGGUUUGAGAAGUUUCACUUUUUUUUUUCUUCUGACGGAGUACUUGUGAUAGGAGGAAAGAAUGCACAGCAGAAUGAAAUUCUUGUCAAGAAGCAUCUGGAGCCGGGUGACCUGUACUUCCAUAGUGAUAUGCAUGGAAGUUCGAGCAUCAUUGUCAAAAAGGCUACGCAGAAGACGAUAGAGGAAGCCGCAUCGAUGGCGCUAUGCAUGUCGAAGUGCUGGGAGGCAAACGUUGUCUCUCCGGUCUGGUAUGUUUACGGCGAUCAAGUCAGUAAGACGGCGCCUUCUGGAGAGUAUUUAAAGAAAGGAUCUUUUAUGAUAACGGGAAAGAAAAACUAUGUGGAGUGCCACAGGAUUGAAUAUGGGCUAGGAUUGCUGUUCAGGGUUUCCGAGGACAUUGAAGAGCAGCUGGAGGGGAUGAAGAUUGAUGAGAAGGAGAGGCACAAGUUUGUCAGCGAUCCAGAGGGGAUGGAGAUAGUUCAUUCGAUGCCUGUGUGCGGGCCUUGGAGUGUUAUAUCAGCAUACAAAUACAAGGUUCGGCUUGUACCUGGCAGGGAGAAGAAAGGCAAGCUGGUACAGGAGAUAUCGAAAAGAUUUGCUGGGCAGGCUCCAGAUAGUGAGAAAAGCUAUGUAAGAAGCAUAUCUGUGGAAGAAUACAUAAACGUUCUUUUUGGGAGUACGAGGAUAGGGAAGUGA
This is a messenger RNA of Encephalitozoon cuniculi GB-M1, 1947 nucleotides long. RefSeq lists its product as uncharacterized. Gene Ontology annotation, biological process: rescue of stalled cytosolic ribosome. The record is from RefSeq and is marked provisional. The transcript has a single exon. Gene Ontology annotation, cellular component: RQC complex. The coding region runs from base 1 to 1947 and encodes 648 amino acids. Lineage: Eukaryota; Fungi; Microsporidia; Unikaryonidae. Gene Ontology annotation, molecular function: ribosomal large subunit binding; tRNA binding.